Periconia digitata is the source of this 398-nucleotide messenger RNA. Lineage: Eukaryota; Fungi; Ascomycota; Dothideomycetes; Pleosporales; Periconiaceae. The record is from the annotation of a GenBank genome assembly.
UCGCAGCCACACUUACUAGCCACAGCCAUGACUAAUCCUACUCUUUGGUCUCCAAUAGUGAACCCUCAACGGUCAGCAACCAUCCAAGCGCUGAGAGACUGCCAUCCUCCAGUCAACCCCCAAGUCCAUUCUACGUUCCACUGCACAAUGAUACUCUUCAACAUCCGCACCACUUGUAACGUGCGUAUCAUUCGCAAUACUCGCAACGCUGCCGCUCAACUGUAGCUGCAUUGCGUAACAGCGGACAUCUGGCCAGCACUCCGUCCGCCUUCGUCGAUUGUGAGCCCCUCCUUGAUGGUGUGACGAGACAAUAUUAUGGAGAGUUGGACAACAUCGCUUCGCGUUAUACGAGGUCGGUCGCUUGCAGGCUAUUCUGUUGUACAAUAUUGAGACGCGAU